GUAGCCUUUGGUGUGACACCGUAGUUGCUUUUCCGCCUCAAGUGUGUAUAGUAACAAAUAUUGUGAAUCCGCUAAUCUGAGCUAUCCUCGGGUUCUCUCACUUCCGAUUUAGUGCCAGCGGUAAGUCGGUUUGCAAAGAUCUAGUCUCGAAGUUAACGUAUUUUACCUGGCUAGCACAGUCUACAUCAUUCUACCUCUCCGAGAUAUUAGCCGGUUUCCUGCCUCACUCCUGUAGGCUCGAUCCCUAAAUAUCACAAUCAUUUUAAGCAUUACAAUGGCAACAACACGUUGGAAGAGCACACUCUAUUCUUCGGAGAAAUUCGUCGAAGCUUGCGGGGCUGUUGUGUUUAACACUGAGAAGCCGGAGCAAGUCCUCCUGCUAUACUAUGCUGCCUUGGACGAAUGGUUGCUGCCGAAAGGGAGACGUAACUGUAACGAAUCUCGGAAAGACGCGGCUAUACGAGAAGUUCGCGAAGAGUCAGGCUGUGCGAUUCAAUUACGCCCCGUAACAAUGACUACUCGAGCUCCAUCUGACUUGGAAGCGGCUGAUGUCAAGGAUAUCCCACGCACCUACGACAGCCUCACGGAAGCUUUCAUGCUAGAUGUUCGGGACUUGGGGAAGGGCAACGGUGUCAAGUUAGUCUGGUGGUUUAUCGCAGAACUAGACAGCAUUGCGGGAGAUGGAGAGGCGCAGUUCGAACCUAAAUUCUUUCGGAGCGACGAAGCCGUCAAGAUAUUGACGUUCCAGAAAGAUCGCGACGUGCUAGUGAAGGCUUUGGAGCUCGUAGGACGCGCUGCCGAUGAGACGAGGGAGCCUUGAGAGGAUGGCGUAGAAUCAAGCGAAUGGGGGCCGGACAAAUCUCGAGUUUCACAAUCCGAUACAACCCCAGAGUCUGCUGACAGUUCGAAUGGUACAUAUAACGAUCCUUUUAUCACUAGCGAGAGCAUAAUGAUAACCGGAGAUGAUUCUGACAUGUUCGCUUGGAUGGCAUGAUGUAUCAGAUCUCGGAACCUCAAACUCAGCCCAGGCCUCCUCUUUGCGGGCCACUAUCCUCCUCGCCUCCGUCAUGUGACCGCCGUUCAUGCGUCUAGGACAAUAAUAGAUUUAAAUCCCGCGGCAAGAACUCCCAUUGGGAAAAGGAGACCAGCGCCGCGUAGCGGGCCGCGAGUUUUGCCGGAGUCCACUAAAAACACCAAUGCCUCACCAUCAUCUCGAGGGGCGACAUCUGGAACCGACGG
Molecule: messenger RNA, 1239 nt
Organism: Daldinia loculata
Lineage: Eukaryota; Fungi; Ascomycota; Sordariomycetes; Xylariales; Hypoxylaceae
Exons: 2
Coding region: 275-820 (181 amino acids)
Biological process (GO): ATP biosynthetic process; AMP biosynthetic process
Molecular function (GO): bis(5'-nucleosyl)-tetraphosphatase (asymmetrical) activity
Source: RefSeq, a predicted model, not a curated record